This is a messenger RNA of Phytophthora infestans T30-4, 1053 nucleotides long. RefSeq lists its product as uncharacterized. Gene Ontology annotation, molecular function: protein binding. The record is from RefSeq and is a predicted model, not a curated record. The coding region runs from base 1 to 1053 and encodes 350 amino acids. NCBI's taxonomy places the organism in Eukaryota, Oomycota, Peronosporomycetes, Peronosporales, Peronosporaceae. The transcript has 2 exons.
AUGGCAGUGACUACUCGGCUGCUGACGUUCAGGGGUCACCGCGACUCCGUCAAUACAUUGCUAUGCGAGGAGGACGUACACCCGAAUGUACUGGCGUCUGGUAGCGACGACGGCACGUGCCGGCUGUGGGAUAUUCGCACCACUCGAGUGACCAAGUGUUUCAACGUCAAGAAAGCUCUAGGCACGCCCAACAUGGACGAGAGUGCUGUCAACUCGCUGGUCUUCGGCAAGGCCUCAGCAGGCACAGAAAGCGCAUACAUCUACGUGGCGGCAGGCAACUGCGCGGACCGCGAGGUGUUCCAAGGCAAUGAGGACGAGAUCAACGUGCUUUCACGACACCCAGGGAAGCACGGCAAGUUCCUGUCGGCUCCUGACGACGCGGGCGAUAUCUGCGUGUACGAUGUCGAUAGUCAUAAACUCUUCAAGACGCUGCGAGGUCAGCACGCCAACAUUUGCAGCACGGCGCCCUUCCGCCCAAACGCUCCUUGGGACCUCGUUUCUGGAGGGAUGGAUGGCCUGCUGCUCUGCUGGGAUUUUUCUCGCGGUAGAGUCAAGUUUAGCAUCGAUCUUAAUACGGGUGUGAAUGAGUUGGGCAAUAGCGCUUCCGCUGACGAUGCCGGCUCGAGCACCCAGCAAAUGUUUAACCCGCCACUGGUGCACUCGCUGGCCUUCGCACCAAAUGGCAAGUCAUUUGCAGCCGGACUGGGAGAUGCCAGCAUUGCAGUUGUAAACUUCGGAUCGAAGCAAAUUGUGCGCCGGCUAAAGCACCACAAUGCUAUGGUUUCUCAGGUGCUCUUUCCUGCGUUCAGCCCCGAGAGCCGUCUCGUGUCCACCGCCAACGACGCAAAAGUGUGUGUUUGGGACUAUGAAGCUGCCCUCUCGUUUAACGUGCCUGACGCCACCAUCGAUAUCGACCCCAUGGCACCGAAUCCGCUCGUCGUCACGGAGUUCGCACUGGCCAACAGUCCCAAUGCUAUCACAACCACGAGCCAGCAGAACCUGGUCGUUGUUGCCGAUGUAUCUAAGGAGAUUUUAGUGUAUUCGGUGGUAUAA